Cutaneotrichosporon cavernicola is the source of this 993-nucleotide messenger RNA. RefSeq lists its product as uncharacterized. NCBI's taxonomy places the organism in Eukaryota, Fungi, Basidiomycota, Tremellomycetes, Trichosporonales, Trichosporonaceae. The record is from RefSeq and is a predicted model, not a curated record. Gene Ontology annotation, cellular component: nucleus. The transcript has 4 exons. The coding region runs from base 1 to 993 and encodes 330 amino acids.
AUGCUCCUCGCAGACUACGGUUCCGACUCUGAUGAUUCCGGCCCGUCCUCACCGCCUGCGCGCGCCCCGGCUCCGGCCCCGACGCCGGUGGUGAAGAAGAAGAAGAAGCCCGUCAGGAUCGCGCUCGACCUUCCUCCCAAAGAGACGAGGAAGAGCAAGAGCAAGUCGCCAGAAGCCGACGCCGACGACCAUAGGUCACCUCCCCCUGCCAAGAGAAAGCUCGGGGGUGCAGGGAGCUCUGCCUUGCUCGGUAUGCUGCCACCGCCGAAGCGGAAACUACCGUCGACGGGGAUCAGAGCAAAGUCGGGAUCCUCGUCGACAUCCAGGCCAGGUGCAUCAUUGGGUCUGGGGUUAGGAUCAGCGCGCGCGCCAGCAGACGACGACGACGCGCCAGCACUCGUACCCAAGGUUGUGAAGCGCAAGGCAGAUGAGAACCUCGACCUAUUCGGACUAUCCGAGGCCGUGGCGAAGCCAUCAUCAUCACUCCCAAAAGCGCCACCCAAGCCAACAAACAUCUCCUCUGCCCCCGCCGUGUCCGAGUUCGUCCCGCCUGCGCCGACACCCGACGACCCAUACCCAGGAUACUACCAGCUCCCAUCUGGUUCAUGGGCGGCCCACGACCGGGCAUACUACGCCAAGGCCGUCGCAUCCUUCCCGACGUCAGAGUUGGAAGCCGAGGACAGCCGCAAAGCCUCACGCAUGGGCCGAGACUGGGCGGCAUUGGACGACGGGCGCGCAGACGUGCUCGAGAUCAAUGCGAACGCAGGGCUGGCUGAAGGACGUGCUGAAGCUGAGCGCCGCCAGCGCCUGGCCCGGCCCAAGACAGACGACUUUGAGUACUCGCCGGUCGGGCAGACCAAGGGCCUCGCACAGGAGCGACACCAGCUCUCGUCGCUCCUGUCGAGCGCGUACGCGCAGCGCGACGAACUCGAGGCGCGGAUCCAGGAAAACAAGAAGAACAUGCGCAACGCGCAGAUGAAGUAUGGCUUCUGA